Salarias fasciatus (jewelled blenny) is the source of this 2931-nucleotide messenger RNA. Its product is annotated as mucolipin-3-like. Gene Ontology annotation, cellular component: lysosomal membrane; plasma membrane. The coding region runs from base 257 to 1909 and encodes 550 amino acids. The record is from RefSeq and is a predicted model, not a curated record. Gene Ontology annotation, molecular function: NAADP-sensitive calcium-release channel activity. The transcript is spliced from 13 exons. NCBI's taxonomy places the organism in Eukaryota, Metazoa, Chordata, Actinopteri, Blenniiformes, Blenniidae.
CUGCUGUGGUGAGAGGAUCACCAUCAUCCCCACUCACAAAUCCUGCACGAUGCCUCCUGGAUAACCGGCGUUCAGCAGGAGAAGGCAGCACGGUAUGUACCCCAGGAUGAGGCUGAAACGAGCGACACAAGCAGGAGAACCAGUUUGAUAGACAUCAGUAUGACUGGAAUGGCUCAAAGAUUUCAGAUGUACGGUGGAGGGGGAGUCAGAAGUCCCUCAAACAUGGUUCUGUGAGCGCUGCAGUGCGGUGGAGGCGAUGGACGACACGGGGCCGCUGCUGACCUCCAGGCCGGAGGGGAGGAACGGUCACUGCGGGUGGAGAGCUCACACCAAGGACUCCAAGGCUGUGGAGGACCUCCGACGGAGGCUCAAGUACUUCUUCAUGAACCCCUGUGAGAAGUACAGAGCCCGGGGCCGCAAGCCCUGGAAGCUCAUGCUGCAGAUCCUGAAAAUCGCAAUCAUCACGGCUCAGUUAGUUUCGUUUGGCCUGAGCAACGAGAUGAUGGUCACGUUCAAAGCCGAGAAUCAGAUGACGUUCCGUCAUUUGUUUCUCAAAGGAUACAAGGACCACACGAUGGGAAGCUACGCUCUCUACACCAAGACGGACGUCUACGAUCACAUAAACUAUAUCAUCCACAGGUACAUCAAUCUCCAAAAUCUGUCUGUGAGUAAUCUCGCAUAUGAGGAGGUUGAAGGGGAAUACACUCCUCUGUCCAUCUGCCAAGUCUAUUACAGGAGCAGCAGCAUCGACCCGGGGAACGACACCUUCGACAUCGAUCCCCAUAUUGAUAAAAAGUGUGUGUCCGUGUACCCACAGCAGCGGCUGCAUGGCGACAGCCUGCCAACACAUACCAACUUUUCCCUGGACUUCAAAAGGCUGUUAUCAGUGAACAUCUACCUCACCCUGAAAACCAUCAACCUGCAGACGGUGCGACACCACGAGCUGCCCGACUGCUACGACUUCAACGUCACGAUUGUUUUUGAUAACCGUGCACACAGCGGGAGGAUCAAGGUGGAUGUUGAAAACCAUGUGAGAAUUUAUGAAUGCAGAGACUGGAACGUGGAAGGAAGCUCUGGGAAGAACGACUACCUCCUCUUACUGUUCGAUUCCGUGGUCAUCCUCGCCUGUCUGACCUCCCUCGUCCUCUGCACACGCUCAGUUAUCAACGGCAUCCAGCUCCAGUUCGAGUUCAACACAUUCUUUCACGCCUAUUACAAUAAGAUCGUGAGCUGCUCGGACCGACUGGAGUUUGUGAACGGAUGGUACAUCCUCAUCAUUGUUAGCGACACGCUGACGGUCGCCGGAUCGGUGCUGAAAAUUGGAAUCCAAACAAAGUUCUUGACGAACUACGACGUCUGCAGCAUCCUGCUGGGAACGGCCACGAUGCUGGUCUGGGUCGGUGUGAUCCGCUACCUCGGUUUCUUCAAGAAGUACAAUAUCCUGAUCUUGACCCUGAGGGCAGCGCUGCCGAACGUGAUCCGUUUCUGCGGCUGUGCGGUCAUGAUCUACCUCGGGUAUUGCUUCUGUGGCUGGAUCGUACUCGGGCCUUACCAUGACAAGUUUCGAACACUGGACAAGGUGACGGAGUGCCUCUUCUCUCUGAUCAACGGAGACGACAUGUACGCCACCUUCCUGAACCUGAGGGGCAAAACCUACAUGGUGUGGCUGUUCAGCAGACUCUACCUCUACUCCUUCAUCUCCCUCUUCAUCUACAUGGUGCUCAGCCUCUUCAUCGCGCUCAUUACCGACACCUAUGAAACCAUCAAGCACCACCAGAAGGACUUGGAGCCAGUGUCAGAGCUCCAGGCCUUCAUCGCAGAGUGCAGAGACCAACCCGAUUCUGGAAGAUACCAGACUGAGGACGAGCUGCCGACCUGCUGCUUGUCUUCAUGCGGAUGUUUCAGAUGAAACCAGGAGCUGUGGCUUCAGCUUUUCCUCUGAGAAUUGCCUCACCUUCAUUUUAUAUCAAUGGGAGAAAAUACUGAACAUUUUUACUCUUCAGAUACCUUAAAUUCCCAAUUCCAAAUACACAGACAUGCUUUUUUUAAUAGAGUCACAGUUGAAAAAUAUUGUUUCUUCAACAUAGAUUUAUGAAGUAGCUGAGGUUUUUGUUCCAAAUGGUACAUAUCUGCCAAACUUCAACACCUACUUUUAUGAGGACAAAGGUCACUGCUGAGAGUUAGAAAUUAACCCAAACAUCACAUCAAAGGCCACCGCCUUGAUUCUGUGUUGCUGCUCGUCAGAAAUGUAAACCACUGCAUAACUCAAUCUGCCAUCCACAGGAACAAGGACUCCAGAGUAAUCCUAGAGUCAGGGACAACGGUGGGGUACAUAGCUUUAGUGGUCAAACACUCGAGCAGAACUAUGAAUAUUUCGCAGUGAAAAUAAGUUACCUUAUCAACACAGAACAAAAACAAUGCUUUUUCACCAGAAAUGUCAUGUAAACAGGAUCUGAGAUUCUUUGUGGAAAUUGUAAAUGCUGUCUUCUCCAGGUUAAAGAAAGGCCAUCAGAGUGCAGAUUAGUAAUGUUCUGGAGGUGUAUCACCAAGUGAGUGACUUCCUGCUCAACUUUGAAACUCCGCUGACGCCAGUGUGUAUUCACAGUGCUGCCCUCCGAGUGACGCAUGUUUCAAGGAACCCCGUGUUUAGUCCACAAAGAUUGUGUUAAACCACAUUUUGCACACUGUGAUAGUUAUACAACAUUCACGUUGCCCUGUAUGAUUAGCAUGGUUACUGUAAUUGUACAAAGAGCUCAUGAAACCGAAGAAAUGAAUACACUGGAAAUGAAGCAUGUUGGUGACCACUCUGAGACAUCAGAAACCAGAAGGCAAUCAAUAAGGUCUCUACUUGUGUCUGUCUUAGAAAUAUCUGCUCUUAUAUAUCUGAGUCUAUUUUACAUAUAUCUCCUAAUAAAUUACAAUGUCACUACU